Molecule: messenger RNA, 3587 nt
Organism: Petromyzon marinus (sea lamprey)
Lineage: Eukaryota; Metazoa; Chordata; Hyperoartia; Petromyzontiformes; Petromyzontidae
Source: RefSeq, a predicted model, not a curated record
GCGCUGCACGACGGGGAGGCCCGCGCCCUGGCUUGCGCGCGGAUGCUGCUGCAGGUGACGGGAGGGGGGGGGGGGGCUGUGUCCUGCGGGCCCCGGUGCAGUUGCGACCGUCUGCGCGAUCGAUGGUCACGUCGCCGUCAGUGCCCACCACACCGCCGCCCUCCUCGUUGACCUCCGCGUUGACCCCCGUGUCCACCACGCUGCCGCCCUCGUUGACCCCCGCAUUGACCUCUGCGCCCACCACGCCGCCCCCCUCCCCGUGCCCACCCGUGAACCGUGUGCUGCCCCUGCUCCCCCCUCCGCCCCCCCCCAGGCGGGCGCGCGAGUGGGAGACAGGGAGCCGGCGGGCGGCUGGGACGCCAUCAUGUUGGCGGCGACGCUGGGCCGCGGGCGGCUGCUGCAGCUGCUGCUGGCGGCGGGCGAGGGGGGCGAGGUGGCGCAGCGCGAGCGCUCGGCGCGCAUGACGGCGCUGCACCUCGCCGUGUGGGCCGACCGGCCCCGCGAGGCAGCCGCCCUCGCCGCGGCCAUGCGGCGCCAGCGCCUGGAGCCCGGGGAGGCGCGGGAUGCCCGCGGGAGGAGCGCAGCGGCCCUCGCCAGGGAGCUGGGCCGGGGAGCAUGCGAGAGCGCUAUCGGGCGGCCGGGGGAAGGGGUGGCGACGACGCGGGGAGACCCGGGAGGUGCGGAGGAGCGCGGGGAUCGGAUGAAAGGUCGGGACAACGGGGAGACGCCAGGAGACCUGAGGGGAGACCGGGACGAUUUUACGGCAGGGCCCGGUGGUCGGGAAGAGGGUGUCCGCCGAAAGACACUCGGGGACGAUGAGAUCGGUUUGGAGACUCGAUACGACACAAAAGUCGAGUUGGGUAAGUCAACCGGCCAACCGCGGCAGCUAGAGGCGAUUGACUCGGAGGCACGUCUGGGAGGCAGCGUUGAGUCGGAGGCGCUCGCGAGGCCGACGGAGACGCCCGCCGAGCCGUGCGGAGUCGCGACCGGCUCCCAGCGAUCUGCGCGCUUGCUGAGCGGAAGGUGGACGAUCCCGCGAGCGGAAGGGCGGAGCCAAGGACCCGCAGAGCCGGCCUGGAGGUCGCUGGGUCAGCAGUUGGGUGUCGUCCUCGUGGAGGAGAUGGCGCUGGGUGCGAGGAGAUGCGGGGCGACCGGGCCGGCGUGUCCGCAGAGUUUCCCGACGUUCGCUACGCGACGCGUCCCAGAGGCGGCGACGCUCACGCCGGGCCUCCCGGCGUCUCUGCGGCCGCUCUCGGCCCACGUGUGGGAGAGGUCGGAGCGCAGGCGCGCGGCCCACGCGCGCACUUGCGCCUUCGCCCAGAGGAUGCGCUCGCUCCGCUCGGGGCCUCGCGACCGCCGGGUAGCGGGGACGGCGACCGACACGGGGACCGCCGCCGUGACCACGGCAGGCGGCGCGAGGCCAACGACGGCGGCGGCGGGGGGGGAGGAGGGAUGGAGCGCCGGCACACGGAGGAGGGGAGCAGCGCCGGUGACGACCUCCUCCUCGUCGUACCCCACGUCCAGCGCGGGAGACUCGGCGGAGCCGCGUCCGUCGGGACCGAGGGGGUCGGGCCCGCGCGGCGCUCGGCCGCACACGGCGCCGGCGCUGAAUGCGACGGCGUUCGGAGCGAGGGCACGGCCUUGCUCCUGGAGGGACAGCCUGGCUGACCUCUCCGUCUUCUGGGAGCUACAGUACUCGCCCUCGUACCGCAACGCGGCUGCGGGGCCUGCGCCGCCGCCGCAGCUGCCACCGGCGCUCCCGACGAGGGCCGCCUCAGACGUCUCCGAUGCCGCGGGCAGCAGCGGAGGCGAGGGCAAAGGUCGCCUGAAGGGGGCGGCGGCGAGGAACAGGGGGCGGCCGCAGAGGGCGGUUUCGCGAGCUCAGUCCCGCGCGACGAUGCCGAGGAAAGAGCAGUGAGUGCCGUGCCGCUCGUGCUGUGGGGUUUGAAACUUCGAACGGAGAUGCAAUGAAAAAAUACCGCUGGGUGCCGUUCUGCAUAUGUGAUGAAUAUGAAUGCACAUACGCGAUAUGGACACACGGCCUCAACGCUGACCCACAGCCUCGAUGCUGACCUACAGCCUCAACACCGCACGCAGGGACGUGAGAACCCGUGAGGGCAGCGACCUUCGCUCAGGCAGGAGGAGCCUAGAUGCAUCGAGUUUACAUCUUAAAAAAAAAGUCAGAAAUCCGCCGCGCGACCACGUCGCUGUGGAUCGGUAGCACCACGCCACAAACGUGAACACAGAGAUAGCUCGGUAGAGCCAGAAGUCGAGAAAUAAGUCUUACACAGGACACCCUGCAGUCAUAGAUUGGCAUGUCUUUAAUUGCAAUGUAAAGCAGCCUUAAUCGAAAGGAUGGUUGGAGUGAUAUAUUAAACUGCGUCUGUUAAAGCAUUCAAUUUAAUAUAAAGACAUCGUCAAGACCAUUUAUGCAUAGUCAGUUGUGUACGAGUAGUUUUGAAAUAAAAUUUUCGCGAAACCCGAUAGAACAAUUAUUACAUCCCAAUUGCAUCAUCAUUGGUGUCGUAUCACGAGAUGAAACAUUGCGCCCCGUUUGAAGAAAAUGCCAUCGCGUCGGAGAACGGCGGCCUAGCAGAUGGCACCGCACAACUCCACCUGGGCUCAUUUCAUCCAGACUCUGCUCCUUUAUGCCAUCAUCAUCAUCGUUCCACUGCUGGAUGAAGGCCUGCCUAAACCGCCACCACCGCCUCUCACGAUCCCACGAUGCAACGAUCCCAUGGCACAUGAACAGAUUUCGUCGCUCUAUCUCCCCGGUGGACGUACUCCUGGACACAUUCCAUUGCUCGGCUGCUGCUCCGUUAUUAUUCCUGACCGUUGUCGGUCCUCCCUCCUCGCCGCGACGUGUCCUGUCCAAGAGAGGCUUACAUUUCUCAAUGAUGCUUCAGACGUAAUUGUUUUAAAAAUAAUAAUUAUCAGAAACGCAACACUAGCACAAUUCUCUGAAGACGCAGUGGUCUUUAGCAUAGCCUUCCGGACCGGACACAAUUGUGCCAGUCUAUUACUCAAAUUGUGAUAUGAUUGAUGUUCUAAAUAAACGUCGAAGGUGUAUGUUAGAGUUAUGCAUGACAAAGAAAUGUCGUUGUGAGUGAACGCACACGUGGAUGAGCUCGCUUGGCUUUCUGCUGUAUCCAUAGAAGCGCACAGGUAUCCCUCGAUUUAUGAACGUUCGGUUUACCAAAUUUCGCGUGAAUGCAAUUGACAAAUUAUAGACACUUUUGGAUGAUCGAAAUUGAAUUUCCGCGUUAAUGAAAUUUCACUUCGGCACGCACCGCGAGAUUAUUGAGCAAGAAGCACGGGGGAGGCUGUCAUCCGUCCGCGACAGCGUCACGGUGUCCCUGCAGUGCAGCACCAAUGCCUCCACAUCACCGUUACAGUCAUGCCAACAUGCAGCAGACCUUUUGGUGAGUUCCCUCAAAAGGUUCAUUAUUUUUAUUAAAAUUAUUCAAUCGUUUAAUAAUUUAUGUUCUUUAUCAUUAUUUUUGUCUUGUGAAAAAUGUUAUAGGUGUAUAUUUUUAGGUGAGGAGUAGAGUUGGAAUAAACGAAAUUUAGUUUUCCGCUUGUUUUUU